CUAAUAGUCUGAGCGUCUUUAGAUUCUUCCUUUCACUUCACUUGUGUUUCUUCUUGUCAGGAACUGGUGCUAGUGUUGUCUGUUGUUUUUUACCUUUAGGAAUCCUACCAGCGAAGUUAAAACUCAAAAUGGCUAACAAAGGUCAAGCGUACGGGAUGUCUGCUGCUGUUCAAAAAAAGAUUGAAGGUAAAAGAAAGCCUGGAGAAGAGAAAGAUGUCAGAGACUUUAUUGUAUUUCAUGUUGGUGAGGAAAUUACAUAUCCAGAUUCACUCAAGGAUGGCGUUAUACUGUGCAAGCUGUUGAAAAAAUUCCAUCCAGGGUUCACCAAAAAAAUUGAUACUGGCAACAUGUCAUUCAAGCACAGAUGUAACAUUGAGAACUUUAUUGAUGGAUGCAAGUCAUUUGGCCUACAGGAAAUGGAGUUAUUCCAGGUCAAUGACCUGUAUGAGUCUAAGAAUAUCGCCGUGGUCACCUCAUGUAUCAUUGCGCUUGCUCGCCAUGCACAGAGAGUGCCCGGUUACGAGGGACCAAACCUUGGACCAAAACAAUCUACUAAGAACGAACGCCAUUUCACUGAGGAACAACUGCAAGCAGGCAAAUAUAUCCAUAGUCUGCAAUAUGGUUCUAACAAGGGAGCUAGUCAGGCGGGCCAAAACUUCGGCAAGCCUAGACAAAUUUUCCAUGACCAAUAAAGUCUUCAGUCACGAUUCGUUGGUGGUUAACUUUGAAGACAAUGUACUACAAAACGACAACUGAAAUUUUUACUUGUGUCAUUUUUGUUACUUCUGAAGCCUACAGAUUACGGAACGCAAAGAUGUUAAGUUUAAAAUGCUUACAGUAUUUCAGAUUUUUAAAAGAACAUUCUGCGUUUUUACUUCGGAAGCUGAAUUAGUUUCAUAUUGUGCUGUAAUUAAGCCGUCGUCCAGACGAACUCCUAUGAAUCAAAAUGCAAACGAUUUCUAAAAUGUGCGAAUCAAUUGUAAUUAAAUAAGUCAUAAGUAAAUGAGCAUAUAUUGUUCGGUAAUAUUAAUAACAAAGUGUUUAUUCUGCCGGCUACAAUUCCUCAUGUGCCUAUCCUUAAAAUUAGAUUUGGAGUGCGCCCUCACUAAUCAUGAAAAUAAUUUGUAAACGAAUAGGCAUGCUGCCGGCUAAAUAAGCGCUACUUAUUAAUAAAUGCCGAAAAAGAAGACGACGUAGCUAUCCUAUAUGGUGGCGGUAAUACAAUAGACCUUUCCGCAGAUGCCCCGCCCCUCAUAUCGUUGCUAAGCUCAAACAAAACGAUAACGUAAACGUACGUAAACACGUGUGUUUGUGAGACAGCACGGGUGUGUGUGUGUGUUGGUGGGACAAGCGCGUAUUCUUGGCUUUGUCCUCAUUGGUCAGCUGUUAAGUUUGACACUCCGAAAAGGUCCAUUAUUCCAAAUGUUCUUAAAAUUAAUUUUAAUUUUUUUUCCCUUUGUUGAAGUUGUCACCGCAUACAGUAGUAUCCAUAUUAUGUAACAUGUUAUAUAGUGUUUAAAAUAAAGAGUAACAAGCAUGUAUUAUAUAUUGCUGACAAAAACAAGCUUUAAGCUCGCUGACUUUUCAAUCCAACGCUUCCAAAGCGUUUGUUAUUCCCUAACAAUUAAUACCAGUGUCGAAAUGUGUAAUUUCUUGGACGGGGGUUUGUUUAAAUAUGUAUAA
Anneissia japonica is the source of this 1683-nucleotide messenger RNA. Its product is annotated as myophilin-like. Gene Ontology annotation, molecular function: protein binding. The coding region runs from base 129 to 692 and encodes 187 amino acids. Lineage: Eukaryota; Metazoa; Echinodermata; Crinoidea; Comatulida; Comatulidae. The transcript is spliced from 4 exons. The record is from RefSeq and is a predicted model, not a curated record.